AUCGCAUAUUCGUAAGUUAAAAAAACUAGCAGUCAGACACCAUUUUGUUUUUUGAAUGAACAUCACCCAAUGUCCAGCAUGCGUUUACCGAUGAGACUAGCGAGGCGGACAAUGGCUCUCACGGUACGUGUUCUGCUGGGUAUCGUUGCUAUCGCCGGUAUAACCACCAUAAUUUUACAGAUGUAUUUAUUGAAUGAGAAAUACGUAACAGAGCUGUCAGUAAAAAAUCUACAGAUUCAAGGGUCGUUUGACAGCGCGACAGACGAACGGAAUUAUCCGGACAAUAACGUAAACAUUAAUGCUGUACCAGCGGAUUUCCAAUGGAAAACUGAAACUACGAUAAAAGUACCAGAAGUGAGAAAGUGGUUACACGAAUUCGAGGAAGAAACGAGGACAGACGAUUACGAGGAUUAUAAGUUAGCCAACAUGACAACGCCCCCAGACGACCAAAUAAAUGCAUGGUUCGCUGCGACUGGUACCACAAAGGACCCAGCUUUAGAUGAAUCAAUUACACUUCCUACCAUUAAACCAAGCCAAUCACGUGACUCAGAUGGUGACGUCACGGAAAAGGAUUAUGCUCGUUCUGCGACUCAGGAUAGACAAGGAUUAAUGGCGAUGAUUGAGAACAUGGCAUUGGAAGAGAAACAAAUAGACGAUGAUCAUGAAGAUGACAAUGUAGAUGAUACCAAGGAUUCUGUUCCAGCCACCGAGCCACCAGACACAGACAAUGACUACUCACAUGAUGAAGAGAUUCUGACAUCACCAAUGCCAGUGAGCUCUAAACACGUGACACAGAAGCAAUUUUCUGAAAUGCACGUGACAUUUGGCGCAACCGAACCACCAGCAGAAGUAGAUGACACCGUCGAUGAAUCUAAUACAGAGAAGGAGACGUCAGUUAGUGACUGGGCAGACGAAUCCCAACAGCCAAUACUUUCUUCAUCCAAUUCUGAGUCGGACGAUUCGACUGCUGAGUUGUACGAGUGGUCUGACGGAUCAGAAACAAAUAUAGCACCGAUGGUGGCACCCAACGAAGAUGCACAGUCUCGACCAGAUUAUAUUUUACCAGUUUUCCGUGGAAUCGGUCAAGGUCCUAAUAACCAGUAUCUUGCGUUCAAAGCUAUUGUAUUGUAUGCUUUAAUUCACAAAAAGACAAUUGUGCUGCCGCCAUUUUUCAAUCACCAUCGUAUCACGGAGGAUGACGUCAGAACUUUCAACGAGACAUUCAAUGUUAACUUACUCAAGAGUUUUGUGCCGAUUGCCAGUUUGGAACAAUUUAAAAAGGAUUGCAAUAGUCGCGUAGACGCUGUUCUUUAUACAAAGCCGUGCAUCAGUUCUAAAAACUGUUAUUUUGAUUCCCUUUACCGGACUAUGAUUCCGGUAUUUGAGAUUCUAGCUGGUGUACAGUUUCCAACGAAGGUAGAGUCACAUCGGCGACGGGUAAUGCCAAUCAUAAUGUUACCAGACAAACCACCCAUGUUUUCACAGAAUUCUAUUUCCGACUAUCUACUCGCAACCAAAGACGUAUUCAGAACUGAUACAAAAUGUACUGCCAUGUUCUACCCGUUUCCUUUUAUGAAAUUAAUGAUGAAUGCUCAUCAAAACAACAUCUUCGAAAUGGUGGAAAGUCACCUUUCUAGGGCUAUGUAUAUUCGUAAGAUGGCCGAUCUGGUUAUUCGCUCGGUUCUUCAAAAUAUGCGAUAUCUUGCAGUUCACUGGAGACUCAACUAUGAGUUCAAGAUAGUUUGGUGCGGAAGACGCCUGGAAUGCCGGUGGGGAUGUCAAUAUAUUUACAAGAGGAAUUCUAGCGAAGAAAUUGUGCGUACAUUUGAGGGGUUGAUGGAAGCGUUCAAUCUCAGUGCGAUCUAUUUUGCAGCACCUCAAAUGCAGAAUCACAAAAUAUGGGAUAAUAUAAAAGGAAGAAUACCUAAUGCUUUCAAUUCAACUGAUGUAAUAAACAAUUUAGCAAACUUGUAUGUACCGGAAAUGAAGAAACCCCUUAAAGAUGACAACUACAUCCUUUCUCUCAUUGAGCAGGAAAUUUGUUACAGGUCGUCAUUGUUUGUUGGAACAGCCAUUUCAUCUUGGACAUACAUGGUGGAACAAGACAGAUUGGGAAAAGGAACUGUCCUUAUGCCAGACAUUUUUGGUGAUCCAGUAAGUUAUGGAAAAUGUAGAUAA
Molecule: messenger RNA, 2178 nt
Organism: Saccoglossus kowalevskii
Lineage: Eukaryota; Metazoa; Hemichordata; Enteropneusta; Harrimaniidae
Biological process (GO): protein O-linked glycosylation via fucose
Molecular function (GO): peptide-O-fucosyltransferase activity
Source: RefSeq, a predicted model, not a curated record